Molecule: messenger RNA, 1518 nt
Organism: Corylus avellana
Lineage: Eukaryota; Viridiplantae; Streptophyta; Magnoliopsida; Fagales; Betulaceae
Product: melianol synthase CYP71BQ4-like
Molecular function (GO): monooxygenase activity; iron ion binding; oxidoreductase activity, acting on paired donors, with incorporation or reduction of molecular oxygen
Source: RefSeq, a predicted model, not a curated record
AUGCUCCAAGCUCUCUCCUUUCCUUUAUGUACUUGUUUCUUCUUCCUCUUUAUCCUGGUCAAGUGUUGGAAGAAAUCCAAACCCAAUGGCCAAAACCAUAGGUUGCCCCCAGGGCCAUGGAAACUGCCUCUUAUUGGGAACUUGCACCAGCUAGCAUUUUCAUCACAACUACAUCUUUCCAUGACAGCCUUAGCCAAGAAACACGGACCCAUUAUGCAACUGCAACUGGGUGAGGUAUUGGCUAUAAUCAUUUCAUCUCCAACAGUAGCCAAACAGGUGCUAAAGACGCAUGACACUUCGUUCGCAAAUCGCCCUGGCAUUUUUGCUGUUGAAGUCGUGACGUAUAAUUAUUCAGGUAUCGUCUUUACUCCGUACGGCGAUUAUUGGAGACAAAUUCGAAAGAUUUGCGUGAUGGAGCUCCUAAAUGCUAAGCGCGUCCAGUCAUUCAGAUCAAUAAGAGAAGAAGAGGUGUUAAAUCUUAUUGAAUCCAUUUCCAUGUCCGGGGGAUUUCCAGUAAAUCUCAGUGAGAAAGUCCACUCCAUGAUGAAUAGAGUAAUUUCCAGGGCAGCAUUUGGGAAGGAGUGCAAAUAUGAAAAAGAGUUCAUAUCUUUGGUGAAGGAAAUCUUUAGCAUCGGUGCAGGCUUCCAUGUAUCUGAUUUGUUUCCUUCACUCAAGUUCCUUAAUUUCCUUACAGGAAUGAAGCCUGCCUUGGAAGAAAUACACACAAAACUAGACAAGAUUCUCGAUGACAUAAUCGAGGAUAAGAUGCAAAUCAGCUCCAUUUCAGCCAGCAAUGGCAACGACUCAGUCGAUCAUAAUGAUAUAGUUGAUGUUCUUCUGAAACUUCGGCAGACAGGCAGGCUUGACGUCGGGAUAAACCACAUCAAAGCUGUCACUCUGGACGUCGUCUCUGCAGGAAGUGAGACAUCAGCAACUACAAUAGAAUGGGCAAUGUCAGAAUUGUUGAGAAACCCAAGAGUGCUAGAAAAGGCCCAAGCCGAAGUGAGACGAGUCCUUGGGGGGAGCAGGAACAUUGAUGAGACAAACAUUCAUAAACUAGAUUACUUGAAAUUAGUUGUCAAAGAAACUCUCCGAUUACACCCUCCAGCUGCCUUAAUCCCAAGAGAAUCAACGGAAAACUCUCAAAUUUGUGAGUAUCUCAUUCCAAGCAAAACAAGAGUACUCGUUAAUGCAUGGGCCAUUGGAAGAGAUCCAGAAUAUUGGAUUGAUGCAGAUUCCUUUUCCCCAGAGAGGUUUCAGGGUUCUUGCACUGAUUUUAAAGGGACCAACUUUGAAUUCAUUCCAUUUGGAAGUGGUAAGAGGAUAUGUCCAGGCAUAUCAUUUGCUCUAGCAAACAUUGAACUUGCUCUUUCUCAGUUGUUGUAUCACUUCAACUGGAAACUUCCCAAUGAGAUUAAACCAGAAGAACUUGACAUGUCUGAGUUUCUCGGAUUGUCUUGUAAGAGGAGGAAUGAUUUGUACCUAGUUGCCACUCCUUCAAUUUAUCGUCUAAGUUAA